Choloepus didactylus (southern two-toed sloth) is the source of this 4096-nucleotide messenger RNA. It is a transcript of the gene PDIA4, whose product is annotated as protein disulfide isomerase family A member 4. NCBI's taxonomy places the organism in Eukaryota, Metazoa, Chordata, Mammalia, Pilosa, Megalonychidae. The transcript has 10 exons. The record is from RefSeq and is a predicted model, not a curated record. The coding region runs from base 397 to 2328 and encodes 643 amino acids. Gene Ontology annotation, molecular function: protein disulfide isomerase activity. Gene Ontology annotation, biological process: protein folding; response to endoplasmic reticulum stress. Gene Ontology annotation, cellular component: endoplasmic reticulum lumen; endoplasmic reticulum; cell surface.
GGAGGUGGGUUUUAGGAAGCGGAAGGAAGGAAGCCCUUUCGUAGGCCCCGCGCAGGUGUCGGUGAGAGUAGAUCACGGUGCCGCCAGGUCCACGCUGCCCCGCGGCACCUGGACGCGGACUAAGGCGCACGCGUCGCGACGUCUGGCUCCGAGAGCUCCGCUGCCCCGCGCGCGCUAACCUCGAGCUAAGAUUGGCCGGUCUGCGGGCCUCCUUCUUCCGUCAGCCAAUCGCCAGGGAGAACUUCCUGGGUAUUUCCCCCCCCACUCUUCUAGUUUCACUUGGGCCGGCGAGGGGGCGGUGGGCCCGAAAGCCGGAGGUCCGGGAGUGCCAAGAAACUGCAGGCGCCAGCGGCCUGGACUCAACAUCUCUGCGCUGUAAGCGUCGCCGCCGCCCCGAUGAAGUUUCGGAAAGCCUGCCUGCUCGUCCUGCUCUUGGCACUGGCGCAGCUGCUGGCCGUGGCAAGCGCCCAGGAGCCGGACGAAGGGUCUUUGAACCUAGAAGAUGCCACUGAAGAUGAAGAGGAGGAGGAGGAGGAGGAGGAGGAUGAAGACGACUCAGAAGUUAAGGAAGAAAACGGUGUCUUGGUCCUAAAUGAUGUGAACUUUGAUGCCUUUGUGGCUGACAAAGACACUGUGCUGCUGGAGUUUUAUGCUCCCUGGUGUGGCCAUUGCAAGCAGUUUGCUCCAGAAUAUGAAAAAAUUGCCAAGACCCUGAAGGAGAACGACCCUCCCAUUCCUGUUGCUAAGAUCGACGCGACUGCAGCGUCGACACUGGCCAGCAGGUUUGAUGUGAGUGGCUAUCCCACCAUCAAGAUCCUUAAGAAGGGGCAACCUGUCGACUAUGAGGGCUCCAGGACCCAGGAAGAAAUUGUUGCUAAGGUCAAAGAGGUCUCCCAGCCCAACUGGACCCCUCCUCCAGAAGCCACACAAGUGCUGACCCAGGAUAACUUCGAUGAAGUUGUGAACAACGCAGAUAUCAUUCUAGUGGAGUUUUAUGCCCCAUGGUGUGGGCACUGCAAGAAACUCGCCCCCGAGUAUGAGAAGGCCGCCAAGGAGCUCAGCAAGCGCUCUCCCCCGAUCCCCCUGGCGAAGGUCGAUGCCACCACAGAAACUGAGUUGGCCAAGAGAUUUGACGUCUCCGGCUAUCCCACCCUGAAAAUCUUCCGCAAGGGGAAGCCUUUUGAUUACAAUGGCCCACGAGAAAAAUAUGGGAUCGUUGACUACAUGAUUGAGCAGUCCGGGCCUCCCUCCAAGGAGAUUCUGGCCCUGAAGCAGGUCCAGGAGUUCCUGAAGGAUGGAGACGAUGUCAUCAUUGUUGGGGUCUUCGGCGGGGAGAGUGACCCUGCCUAUCAGCAGUAUCAGGAUGCUGCUAACAGCCUGAGAGAAGAUUACAAAUUUCACCACACUUUCAACACCGAAAUAGCAAAGUUCUUGAAAGUCUCCCAGGGGCAACUGGUUGUGAUGCAGCCUGAAAAAUUCCAAUCCAAAUACGAGCCCAAGAGCCAUGUGCUGGACCUUGGGGAUUCCCCAGAGGGGUCUGCCAUCAAGGACCACGUGGUGAAGUACACUUUGCCAUUGGUCGGUCACCGCAAGACCUUCAAUGAGGCCAAGCGGUACACCAAGCGCCCCCUGGUGGUUGUCUACUACAGCGUGGACUUCAGCUUUGAUUAUAGAGCCGCCACCCAGUUUUGGCGGAACAAAGUCCUGGAGGUGGCCAAGGACUUCCCCGAGUACACCUUCGCCAUCGCUGACGAGGAGGACUAUGCCACGGAGGUGAAGGACCUGGGGCUCAGCGAGAGCGGGGAGGAUGUCAAUGCAGCCAUCCUGGAUGAGAACGGGAAGAAGUAUGCCAUGGAGCCAGAUGAGUUUGAUUCUGACACUCUCCAGGAAUUUGUGACAGCUUUCAAAAAAGGAAAACUGAAGCCAGUCAUCAAAUCCCAGCCCGUGCCCAAGAACAACAAGGGGCCGGUAAGGGUUGUGGUGGGGAAGACCUUCGACUCCAUCGUGAUGGACCCCAAGAAGGACGUCCUCAUUGAGUUCUACGCCCCGUGGUGCGGGCACUGCAAGCAGCUGGAGCCCGUGUACGCCGCCCUGGGGAAGAAGUACAAGAACCAGAAGAACUUGGUGAUUGCCAAGAUGGACGCCACCGCCAACGACGUGACCAGUGACCGCUACAAAGUGGAGGGCUUCCCCACCAUCUACUUCGCCCCCAGUGGUGACAAAAAGAACCCAAUUAAAUUUGAAAGCGGAGACAGAGACCUGGAGCAGUUGAGCAAGUUUGUAGAAGAACAUGCCACGAAACUGAGCAGGACCAAGGAAGAGCUUUGAAGACCUUGAGGCAGAGGGUGGGAAGGGACCAGACACAUCGUAGCUUCCAGCAGCCAGUUGCCAGAGGAGCCCGAGGGAGCCGUGUGGGCAGGGGGUAUUAAUACAAUUGCAGUAUCUUGAUUUUUUUUUUUUUUUUUUUUAACAGUUUGAUAUUUCACCUCAUGCUCUGAGUACUGAAUAGAUACAAGUGGCUCUAUAGUUUAGUCAAGAUUUUUAUGGAGGAUUCAUCUAUUUUUAUCAUUACUUGGGGUUUGAUUUAUUUUUUUUACCUUCCACCUUCUUUAAUGUUUUUCCUCAGAGCAGAUAGGAUGAAUCUCUUGUGUGUGAAUAAGUUUUUUUUUUUUUAAUUUAAAAUUUAAAACAAAACAAAACAUCGUUUGCCAAGUCAUGUUGAUUUUGCCUUUUUCAUUUUGUUAUCUGAGGAGUUGUUAAGGAUUUGUUGACUAUCGAUGUGAUUUAGUUUUUGAUUUCUUCAUGUCAUGGCACUAAGUGAGGACCGUGGCCAAGGACCCUGCCAAGGAUGACACUUCAGUCUGACCUUUGACCCACCACCCGGUUGAGAGAGAAGAGCCGUCUCCGGCAGGACAGUGCAUAGCCGUGCCUUUUCCCUUCAAUCCCAGGACACUGUGUGGAGGAACGUUCCCCCAUGUUCCCCCCAACCCUCUGAGCCAGGUUCUGAGGCUCUGCUUUGCAAAGAGGCUGCCCACCUGUGGUGGCCUGACUUCUUCAGAAUCUCCGUGUGUGGAUUAGAGAUGACAUAAGACGCAGAGGUAGAUACUUUCGGGUGAUAGAAAAUAGGGUAAGCUGUCAUUGUAGAAUUUAAAGAAUUAUGAACCACCGUAACUGUGUUAGGAAACAUUAGCUUUGCUGAUGUUGAAGCAGUGGGGUUGAGUUGACGUGGUGAAGCCCGACUUGGGCUUGGGCAGGGAGGGGCUCUGACCACAGGCUUCUAGGAGGCUCUGUAGCCUGUAAAAUACAAAUUACAUCAUGUGCUGCCCAAAAUUCCUAGAGGAGUAUCAUCAGUGAUCCUCAGGCGUGAGUUUCAGUGGUAGCACUUCAGGAAGUGUCAGCCCCUGGGCAUGUGUAGCUUCUGUCUUGAUGGGGAAGGGGCUGAAGGACAAGGAGCAUCUGUGCCAGUGCUGCAGCGAGGAGGGGGUAGGACAGCAACCUGGGCCAGCCCUGACUUACGUUGCUCUGUGUCCUCCAGGCUCUCAGGAUUUGUGUGUGGUACAAAUGAGUUUCAUUCCAGAGGUUCCUUCACCGAGAUAUGCCAUCUCCACAGUUCUCAAUCCACUCCUACCCCCCCAUCAUUCACCUUCUCUUAAUUUUAACUGAAACAAAAGUGGCAAUGGUGAACAUUCUUGAGCUGGUGGCAUCUCUUUUUGUGGUGAUUGGUGUGUUUGUUGCAGGGGUUGGGUGGGGGGUGCAGCAGGCAGCAAAUGGGUUUCAGGGGAAGGGGCAGCCUGGGUGGUCAUUUCCCUGAAUUAUCUGCAGUCAAGUUGAGACCGGGGAUUGUGGAUGGUGCCUGGUCAGUCCUCAGACUUUUCAGUGUGACAUGAAGCCUCUUGCACCCCCCUCAAUGCCCUUCUCCAUCAGGAAAACAAGGGGCUUCCAGUCCUGGGCUAGGACCUUUUUUUCAGGGACCUUAUGCAAGAAAUCUAAAAGGAGUAAAUGUGGAUGCGGGGGCAGCACUUAAAGGCACUUUCUUGAAUUGAAAGUAAUAUUCAUUCAACACUGUGCUAGGAAAAUAAAGUGGUUCUUGUCCUUA